GCGCCGCGUUUCUCCCUCUGCCGAAUUCUGCAAACAUUUUUCCCAUGGACGAUUUGCAACUUGUGAAUGAAGCUGGUAAAGCGAUGGACCGAUCUGAGAUUUCUGGAGAGACAUCCGGAACGGAGGAUGGUCCAAGAACUGAGGGCUGCUCCGUUCAAGAGGGAAGGCCCUGCGAUAAAACGGGGGAUCUUGAACUCGGAAAUCCAGAAAAGGAGACUUCAGCAUCUUUGCAUCCUGUGGCUGUGACAGUGUUGCCCCCAGCGCCUCUCCAGUUCCGACUCUCCGUCAGUGACAUGACCUGCCUCAUCUGUUUCCACCAAUUCAGCCUCGCCCGGCUGCCCAAACUCCUGGCUUGCCAGCAUGCCUUCUGCACGGCGUGCCUAAAGAUGAUCUUGCGGCAAGACGAUCGCACCUGGAUCAUCAGCUGUCCCUUAUGCCGAAAAUCCACGGUGGUGUUCGGGGGCCUCAUCUGUAGCCUCCCGAACCUACAGCAGGUCGUGGAGCAGUUGGGCCCCCCGGAUCCAGAUGAAGUGAUCGCUGGCACUCCGGGCACUGCCGGGGCACAGCAUCCUUCCCCUGAAAUGCAAUCUUGGGACUCGGGCGAGAUCAACGAGGUCGCUCUCAAGAGACUCUUUCUACUGCUUCUGCUGGUUUCUAUGCUGAUUGUCUUCAUCCUCCCGUUCACCAACGCCGGAUUGCUGAUGUGGUUCCUCAGCUUCAUGGUGGUUUUGGGCAGCAUAGUCUGCGCUGUGCUUUGCUGGGACUCCAGUUGGAGCUGCCCGAGUUUUCCAUUGCCCCUCUGGACAAAGAAGGUCAAUCAAGGGGCCUGAGAAUGACCUUCUUUGGCUUCUUCUAGGAAGGGCUCACGAGCCUCUUGGGAGACUUUGGUGCUCGAGCACACACAAGACCAAAGGGGGUGGCGUCGGGCCUGGGUGGGUUCAGAUGUGGCAUACGCACCGGGAAAUCUUGACAGAGAAUCCAUAGCUGGUGGUAGCAUCUGACUUCACGUCACGUUGGUUCGAAAAUUGCAAGCACAAUCCUGAUGCUUCCGUGAAUAAUAGGGUUUUAUUUUGGAGGGGGCCUGAAUACAUUUUCAUUCGAUUUUAUUCCACCACAAUAAACCAAUGGUGGCUUCUGCCUUUUUUUUUAUGAAAAAGUCCAAGAUUAAUGAAUAACAUGUAGAUGGGAAACUCCACUGUGAGAUGCAGUACCUCCAAAGAGCUGGCUAACAACUGUGACAAUUGCAGUCCCUGUGCUUAAAAGUGGCCCUUUUAAGGAGAUAAAAAUGUCAGUUUAUUGGGGGUUUAAUAGUAGUCUUGGUUUUCAUUUUUGAGGUUUCCUUCAAAGGCUGCACAACCAUAAACAUUUAAAACAGAAAGCUUUCCCUUUAAUUCCAUUGUUAAACACAUAAUUAUGCUGUCUACAAAGGUUUUUUAAAAAUCAGUGCACACAUUGUUAGUAAACAGGGAGUUUAAAUCUAUUUCGGUCAGGGCGGCUUCCACACCAGUUGACUUAAAUUUCUUCUGGGAACAUUUGAUGGGGGAUGAAGAUAGAUUCCUUCUUAUAUAUAGUUUGUGGCGAGGAGGUUCCAAUUGUUUUGAGAAGCCAAAAAUCACUUCAGCAAGUGGGAACAAGCACAGUGAAGCAGCCCUGAAGUGUGAGGCUGCUGGGACAUUCGGUAUUAUUGAAAUGUUUUAUGUCUAUGCUGUGAAGAUUCAUAUAAAGAGAAUUUUGCC
This is a messenger RNA of Pseudonaja textilis, 1736 nucleotides long. It is a transcript of the gene RNF186, whose product is annotated as ring finger protein 186. Gene Ontology annotation, biological process: protein ubiquitination. The record is from RefSeq and is a predicted model, not a curated record. Gene Ontology annotation, molecular function: ubiquitin protein ligase activity. Lineage: Eukaryota; Metazoa; Chordata; Lepidosauria; Squamata; Elapidae.